Messenger RNA from Ectocarpus sp. CCAP 1310/34, 1137 nucleotides. The record is from the annotation of a GenBank genome assembly. NCBI's taxonomy places the organism in Eukaryota, Phaeophyceae, Ectocarpales, Ectocarpaceae.
CUCGAACGCGUGGAGAAGAAGCACGCAUAGGUGUGGGGAUGACGAGUUUACCACUUGUACUUUUUGAUGUGUUGGUUGUUGGUUGGGCGGGGGCGUUGGGGGGCGGGGGGAGGCGUUACUCGUACCAGGGACAGCGGACUCGCAAGGCGAGUGCGGCCUCUGUCCCAUGGAUAUUCGGCGUAAUGCGAAGCGUGUUUUUGUUGUUCCACGCGCCGGCGGCGCAAUAACCCGCGUGGACGGACAAAGCCGUAAUUUUUCGGGGCGUUUGUGCCGAGAACGAAGAAAGGCGUGGUUUGGUGUGGAUUGAAGGUGGCGGUAUGGGGCAGCGCUCUGCGCUUUGGUUCGCGAGGAAGUUGCUUGAACGAGCUUGUGAGAACGUUUAUGUCAAGGAAUGCCCCACUCCGUCGAAUGCAGUACUGUAGUGUAUAUCGUUGGCACGACUGCAGCGUUCUCGGGUGUGCAAGAGCAGUACGUCGAUGUACGGUUCGGCGUAACAAACGUAGCGCACGAGCGCGCAGGAUGUCGGUGGUGCUCAUGCGCGAUUAUUCGUCUUUGACUUGUGUAUGGUUGCGAAGGGUUUCGAGAGCGUGACAUGAGUGACGCUGUCCGCCGAGCCGCCAGGCCUUCGGUUGCGAUCAUGGUGCCCUGUUUCUCUCUCUCUCGAUCAGCAAGCGAGUUGCGCACCUCUGCCGAGAGUUGAGGCAUGAGUCGUUGGUCAAAGUGUAGAUAGGUUGUUUCUUCUUUUGCUGGGUCAUUGUGACAAUUGCACCCGGUGUUGUAGCUGUGUCUACGGAGAUGCGCAUGGGCGAAGGAGCGCGGUAUGAUUACUGUUGGCACGCUUCGACCGGCAGCUCCCCUUUCACUCAGAGGCGCACAAGGUGCUUGCCUCGCUGGAUAUGGCAUGCCGGGCUAGGUGUCUCUUAACACUGGGUUGUUUUGCUUUCGACGGCGGGAUAUCUCGGUACACUUUCAAGCGGGGGAGAGUAUGUGAGCUCUGUGUAAGGUCACUGCGCGUGCCUGUCUGAUCCAUGUCAUGUGAUAUGCCGAUAGUUCCCUGGACUCCAAGUAGCGAACGGGUGUGUUUUGCCGACCUGUCUGUGGGACAAGCUGCAUGCGCCCCUCCAGAUAAAAAAAUGC